Misgurnus anguillicaudatus (oriental weatherfish) is the source of this 1973-nucleotide messenger RNA. NCBI's taxonomy places the organism in Eukaryota, Metazoa, Chordata, Actinopteri, Cypriniformes, Cobitidae. The record is from RefSeq and is a predicted model, not a curated record.
CGCCAGCGGAGGCGCUAGAGAGAGAGAUCAUCACUGACAGACUUCACAGAUCUGAUCUCGUGAGGGCUGUGGCUUUGUCAUUAACGUGUUUUAUAAUUUCAUUCAGGCUGUUUGCAUCUUAAAUCGUUUGUAUACAGUAGUUCUUUUGAUCCGUCUUGAACUGUUUGAGGAUGGCUGAGUCAAGUGGGAGAUAUCAGCAGCUGCCCAAUGAGGAUGAGCCAGAGGAGGGCUCUCAGGUGGCCACUGAUGCCCCGCCCCCUUACAGCAGUAUUGCAGCAGACGGCGAAGCUUAUUUUGAUUACAAAGAUGAUGCAGCAUUCCCCAAACCCCCGUCCUACAACGUAGCCACCUCUCUUCCAUCAUAUGAUGAGGCAGAGAGAACCAAAGCAGAGUCUACCAUGCCACUGGUGUCAAGCCGACACAGGGAACGUCUGGACACAUUUAAUGAUGAAACUCGGUGUGCUUUGGAGGAUGAGGACUUUGUGGCGAGAGAUGACUUCGAGGACGCGGACCAGCUGCGGAUAGGCAAUGACGGCAUUUUCAUGUUGACGUUUUUCAUGGCAUUCCUCUUCAAUUGGAUCGGCUUCUUUCUGUCAUUCUGUCUUACCACUUCAGCAGCUGGCCGUUAUGGUGCCAUAUCUGGGUUUGGUCUCUCACUUAUCAAAUGGAUCCUCAUCGUACGGUUUUCUACGUAUUUCCCUGGUUACUUUGAUGGACAGUAUUGGCUGUGGUGGGUGUUCCUGGCACUUGGCUUUCUGCUUUUCCUCAGAGGAUUCAUCAACUAUGCCAAGAUUCGCAAAAUGGCAGAUUCCUUUUCCACUCUUCCACGGACCAGAGUUCUCUUCAUCUAUUAAAGUCACUCGCUGGAAACGAAAACACAGUUACGGGCCUGCGCUGAGCCGUGGACCCAGCGGGAAAAGUGUAUUUAAGAAAAAAAUCCUUCCAUCUGUAAUCUACUCAUCAGGAAGACUGUGGAAUUCCAAAAAGAAAAGAUGCUUUUUUCGUUUGCUUUUGAAUAUGCCGGAUGGCAAGAUACUCUUUCUAUGUUUUUAGAUCUACAAUAGUGACAGCUCUGUACCUGUUUAGUGGUUUGAUGUUGAGUGCUAUUUGCAAACAAGUCUGUUAUGUAUACAAAAAUGAUUAGUACUGGCAUGCAAUGCUCCCUUUUUACCAGUAGGGGGAAAUCUUUCCUUUUCUUUUACUCCGAUCUGCCCCCCACACUUUUUUCAGUCGUGACGUUUGACAGGAAAGCAACCAGUCACUGCUGGUCACCAUUCAUGCAGAGCUUUUCUCUUUGUGAAUGGCAAUGUGAGAUGAAUUGAAUCUAAAGCAGUCAAUGCUUUUCUUCUUUCUUUUACUGUUUCUCUCUCUCUCUACAUGACAUGAAAUUAAAGUUAGUGUUUUUAAACUCAAAACGGCUUCUUAAAGACCAUAAUUAAAACUGAGGUCAUUCAAUGCUUUUUACAUGCAUCCGGAAGGUAUGUUAAUGCCAUUACUGAAUGUCAAUUGCAUUACAUUACAAAAACUUCUCAACCUUUUCCAAUUCAACCAUACAAUAAAUGCAAAGAAGUAUCCCAACAUAUAAAUGUGCUACUGUAUAAAACAAAGAGCACACAGCCUUUUGCACUGAAUAAAAUAAUGUUCUCUGUAAUCUCUUUCCUUUUAUACCGCUCAACUGGUGGUACUGUACAUUUCUGCAGUCUUUUGAAUACACGUUUAGCGUGAACGUCUCUCCCCCAGCUAGUGCGGUGGCCACAAUAGGGGCCUGUUUGAUCUCUUUGUCUAAUCAUGCAUGAUUUUUGCUGCGGCUUGUCUGCUCUUGUCACCUUGGGUCUCGUCCACGACGCAGGAAGUUACUCUUUUGUACUCUGUUUUUCAUGCAGCUCUGCGGUCACCCGGCGAAUUCCAAUGCCUGUGCACAUGUAUUUGCCUGUAAAUAAGAUACUGCUAUUAAACGUCUACGGUGUUCAAAA